AUGGGUCAGUAUAUAUAAGACAAAUUAACAAGAUAUUAAUGCUUGAUUUUCAAGAACUUAUAUUUUGUCAACAUUCACUAAUUCAUGGAAGAAAGCAAAGCAACUCCAUUUAGAUUCACAUGGAGAAUUAACAACUUUUCCAAAUUGACUGAAAAAAAACUGUAUUCGGAGGUUUUCUGUGCUGGUGGUUGUAAUUGGCGUUUGCUUAUUUUCCCCAAAGGAAACAAUGUGGAUUUUUUGUCAAUAUACCUGGCUGUUGCUGAUUCAACAAGUUUGCCACAAGGAUGGAGUAGAGAUGCAAAAUUUAGCUUGGCAGUUGUUAACCAAUUCAAUAACACGUCCACAGUCAGAAAAGACACAAAACAUGUAUUCAAUGCAUUGGAAGACGAUUGGGGUUUCACAUCUUUCAUUCCUCUUAGCAAAGUGAAAAAUCCUGCAGAAGGGUAUCUUGUGGCCGAUACCCUUAUAGUUGAAGCUGAGGUUCUUGUUUAUAGCGUCCAACAUUACUCAAGGCUUGACCCCAAAAAGGGAGUAGCUAGUAGUGAAACAAAACUAUCUGAACCAGUGGCUGCACCGCCAACAAAACAGGUUCCUUUAUCACAGAAGGAAAUAUUUGACACUGAAGCAAAGGUUGUACCACCAACUGUUACUGAAACUCCUUUAACAACUAAACCAUUGAAGGAGACUAAAGAACCCAUUCAAACUACUACUGCCACCGGUGAUCAAGAAGUCAUCAAGUCAUCGCAACCUCCUUCAAAGACUGCUGAGACAAUGAUUCCUCCAAAGGCAGAACCUCCUCCACAUGUUGUUAAGACAAAACUUCUUCCAAAAGAUCCUCCUGAGGCUAGAAAAUCUUCUCCAGAUGUGCAUACAAUAUCUAAGGGUCUUCAAACAGAACUUUCCAACAGGACUAGAACUCAGAGAUCUCCUUCGAGCAGUGAAAUCUCCAUGUCAAACCAAGCACCUAAUCCUGAAGUUGUGCAGAAACAAAAGGAAACAUUAGAAGGGUACUUUAAUAUGCCUUUGGAGGCUAUACAGCAAGCUAAUGCCUAUGGCAGCAUUGAGGGAAUUAUCAAUGCACUCAUUCAAAAUAGUAAUGAUUUGCGUGAGAAGACAAUUCUUGAAGAUCUUCUCUCUCGCUUGGCAGAAUUUAAAGAGAGUAUUCCAGCGGCUGCAACCAUUGCGGAAGCUGCUCAAGCUCGCAGAACAUCUCUUUCGGGGAAGACCACUGAUCUAGAUGCAAGAUUGGCACAAAGACAAAAGAAACUAAGUUUCUUGGAGACUGAAUUCUCAAGACUUUCAAAAGAAGAAGAAAAACUAGAGGCUCAAAUUCAACUCUUAAUUACCCAGAAGGAGAAAAUUGUCGCUAACAAGAAGCAUGUUUUAGCUGACUUAGAGAAAAACAAUGAAGACGCUACAAAAGAUUUAGAAGAAUGGCGAAAUCUGGAAAGUGAAAUCAAGCAGGCGAAUGUCGAUUGGCUUGGAGCAAAAGAGAAACUAGCAUUAGCUAAUGUCCGUUGGAAACUCUUCAAGGAGGAUUUGGGUCUUGGAAAGCUUAACAUUUCGUAAUCACUUUUAUGUUGUUAAUUCCUUGGAUUUCUUAUAUUAUAUUAAUGGUCUCAUAAUUCAUCGCAAUUUGGCCGUGUAAUUAAGUGUACUUUAAUUUUA
Hevea brasiliensis (rubber tree) is the source of this 1668-nucleotide messenger RNA. Its product is annotated as MATH domain and coiled-coil domain-containing protein At3g58270-like. Bases 85 to 1569 code for a protein of 494 amino acids. Gene Ontology annotation, molecular function: protein binding. The transcript is spliced from 6 exons. The record is from RefSeq and is a predicted model, not a curated record. NCBI's taxonomy places the organism in Eukaryota, Viridiplantae, Streptophyta, Magnoliopsida, Malpighiales, Euphorbiaceae.